Molecule: messenger RNA, 1110 nt
Organism: Lycium ferocissimum
Lineage: Eukaryota; Viridiplantae; Streptophyta; Magnoliopsida; Solanales; Solanaceae
Product: ubiquitin-like-conjugating enzyme ATG10
Exons: 7
Coding region: 254-964 (236 amino acids)
Biological process (GO): protein lipidation; protein modification by small protein conjugation; macroautophagy
Cellular component (GO): intracellular anatomical structure
Molecular function (GO): Atg12 transferase activity
Source: RefSeq, a predicted model, not a curated record
UUUUAUCAAUUUACGAGCACUUAUCUAAAGUCCAAACGCACUCUUGAUUUUUCACAUCAAAACAAAUGAAAAUCAUUAACAGUAGGCAAUUGGAGAAUAUUUGUGUUGGAGCUAGAAAUUGAAGUUACAAUGUGAAGUUGGGGGUUGACAAUUACUUCAUAUCGUCGUGUUUGGCGCCUCUUUCUUGAAAAUCUGUAACUGAAUACAUUAACUCUUAAGCAGAGAUUCCAUAAUUCCCUUCAAAGAGAAAUCAAUGUCAUCAGAUAAGGCCAUAAUUGACAUCUCCCCCUCAUGGGAUGGUACCAUUACAUCUACUCAUUUUCACAUUGCUGCUUCUACUUUCGCUGAGCUAUGGAACAAGUUGGUUCUAGGGUUUCCUCACUGGUCAUGGAUCAACUCUCCAAAGCGAAUUGGUUUUGCUUCUACCGGUGUACAAGGAUAUCUAUCCUUGGAGAAUAUGAUUCUUCCUAGAUCCACUGAGGAAGAUCAACAUCAAUGUGGUCUUGAUGGAAUAGAAGAUUUGACUUGCUCUAGCGAAGAUGUAUUUGAUGAUACUGCCAUAUUGGUUCAAAAGGGCGGCAAAGAAAGACAUCAUUACGACUUUCAUGUCAUCUACAGCUCCUCUUUCAGGGUUCCCGUUCUUUAUUUCCGUGCAUACUGCAGUGAUGGAGAACCCUUGGCAAUAGAAGACCUGGAAAAGGACUUUCCUGCCUAUACUGCAAAGGAACUAGCAAUAUCUAAAUGGACCUUUAUAACUCAGGAGGAGCACCCGUACCUGAAUCGGCCAUGGUAUACAUUACAUCCAUGUGGGACUAGUGACUGGAUGAAGCUACUUUUCAGUAAUGAACCUUCGGCGGUGUCUCAAGUGGGGGUUGCAGUUGAGAAAUAUCUAACCUCGUGGUUUUCAGUUGUAUUGCCUAUCUUUGGUCUUAAAAUCCCCUUAAAGUUGUCUCUAGAUGUAUGAGCUGUACACUUAACAGGUCUAGAAAUGUCGCUAGUAUAAUAUAGAUUUAGUUUUUUCUUCUCAAUGUAAAUGUUCUUCACAACACAGUAGCAAAAAAAUGAAAUCAUCUGCUAAGAUGCAAAAUUUGUGCGGUGUUUACUAUCUUA